AUGACGGGAGUUGUAGUGCCGGCCCCAAUGGGGCUCUAUGCGGCCGCAGAGCAUGAUGGGAGUUCACAGCACAAAUUCCAGCUCGGAGGAGGCUUCCCCAGAGAGGGCUCCGGCUCCUGCUCCAGCCUGAGUGUCCCAGCAGAGCAACAGGGCAUCGCUCAGGCUCAGGGGCUGCCCCGGGGAGCACGGGGCUGGGCGCGGGGGCGAGCGGGCAACGGACAAACGGACACGGGGACAAACGGCCCCGGAGCUUCAGUUGCUUCAGUUGCAGCAGCAGCAGCAGCAGUGAAAGCAGCGAAAGAAGCGGCAUUGUCAAGUCCCUCUUGCUCCUCCUCUCCCUCUCUUGCUGUCCCGCAGCCUCUCCCGCUCUCCCUUUCCCGCUGUCCCCUCCUCUCCCGGUCUCCCUCUCCCCUGCCGGGCCGGGCCAUGCCCCUGACCCGCCCCCGGCCUCGGGCGGGGCUGCCCCAUCCCCGUCCCCGUCCCCGGCCGUCCCGCCGCGGUCUCGCCUCCGCCCGGCUCUGGCCGUGCUGGCGCUGGCGCUGCUGGGCGGGCAUCAGUGCCUGGGGCUGGGGCGGCAUCGCCGCCCUUUGGCUCCGCCUGGCCCGAGCCCGGCCCCGGCCCCGACGUGGGCUCCAGUCCCGGCCCCGGCCCCGGCUCCUCCCGGGCCCCGCGGAGGACACAGGCGGCGCGGCCGCUGCCGCCGCCUCCGCUGCGGCUUCCCCGGCCCGAGCUCCGCCGCUCGGCAGCGCGGCCGCCGGCCCCGAGCCGCCGCUGUCCCGUUGCCAGCAGAGAACGCCUGGGGAUGGCCGGCCCGGGGCGCUCGGGGGGCGCUCGGGGGCCGCUCCUGGCCCCGGGCCGAGCGCUGACAGCCGCGUCCCGCCCGCAGGGAAGGCGCAGGAGGCCCUGCAGGAGCGGUACCGGCUGGGUUCGCUGCUGGGCAGCGGCGGCUUCGGCAGCGUCUUCGCGGCCACGCGGCUCUCGGACGGCGCCCCGGUGGCCAUCAAAAGGGUGCCGCGGGAUCGCAUCCGGCACUGGGGCGAGCUGCCCGACGGCACCAGCGCACCCCUGGAGGUCGUGCUGCUGGACAAGGUGGCCUCUGGCUGCGCUGGUGUCAUUCAGCUCCUGGAGUGGCUCGAGCUCCCCGACAGCUUCUUGCUGGUGCUGGAGCGCCCGGAGCGGUGCCAGGACCUGUCGGCUUUCCUGGCGGAGCGGAGGUUCCUGCCGGAGGAGGAGGCGCGGGGGCUGUUCCGCCAGGUGCUGGAGGCCGUGCGGCACUGCACCAGCUGCGGGGUCCUGCACAGGGACAUCAAGCCCCAGAACAUCCUGCUCGACCUGGCCACGGGGCGGGUGAAACUGAUAGACUUUGGCUGUGGCGCCUUCCUCCAAGACACAGCCUACACCCAGUUUGCAGGAACCCUGUCCUACAGCCCACCAGAGUGGAUCCACCACCGACGCUACCACGGCGAGGCAGCGACCAUCUGGUCCCUGGGCCUCCUGCUGUGCCACCUGGUCAUGGGCAAGCACCCGUUCAGGAGGGGCCAGGAGAUCAUCUGGGGGCGGAUCUUGUUCCCACGACGGCUCUCUCAAGAGUGCCAGGAUGUCAUUAAGAGGUGUUUGUCCAUGCAGCCUUUGGACAGGCCGUCCUUUGAAGAGCUUUUCCGUGAUCCUUGGGUGCAGGGUGUUCCUCUGCCCUAGAGGAUGGGAGAGAUCCACGUGCACAGUUGGAUCCAGGGGCCUGGCAGGGAAGGAGAAGGAGCCCCUGGAGAAGCUGUACCAGGUGGGGCUGCUGCUGCUGGAGACACCAAGGACAACCUCAAGGAUGACAAUCUCUUCCUCGGCCUGGCCAGCUGAAGAUGAUGGACUUGGAUUCUGACACCUUCUCCAAAGCCAGGCUCCACAGGGAAUUUGCAGAUGAGUCCACACACAGGGGGAUGCUCCCAGAUUUGGGCAUUGCUCAGCCUGGCCGGGAACCAAAGGUUCCCCCUUUGCUGGGGCGGAUGCAGCUGAUCCUUCAGUCGGCUGCCAGGCUGCUUUUGGCAGGGCUGGGGGCAUGGGCUGGGGUGGGUACGAAAUGGGAGUGGGCUCCUGGCCCUGCCAACAGCCCCCAGCACCCACCGUGCCCCGGGCUGGGGCUGGGGCUGGGGCAGCCAGCCCGACACAAACAAACCCCCAUGGUGGGAGCAGAGGUGGGACUCCAGAACCUGUGCAGGGGCUGCUUUGCUUUGCAGGCAAGGAAGGGCUUGG
Messenger RNA from Vidua macroura (Pin-tailed whydah), 2244 nucleotides. Its product is annotated as serine/threonine-protein kinase pim-1-like. The record is from RefSeq and is a predicted model, not a curated record. NCBI's taxonomy places the organism in Eukaryota, Metazoa, Chordata, Aves, Passeriformes, Viduidae. Gene Ontology annotation, molecular function: ATP binding; protein serine/threonine kinase activity. Gene Ontology annotation, biological process: protein autophosphorylation. The transcript has 8 exons. Gene Ontology annotation, cellular component: cytoplasm. The coding region runs from base 1 to 1695 and encodes 564 amino acids.